GUUUGUCUUGUGUAUGAUGUGUGCAUAAUAUGGGUGAUUAAGAAACGCAAAGAACAACACUAAAAAUGAAAAUAUGGUUCUCCAAUUAGUGUUUCCCGGCAACAGUGUUAACAAUAAUAAUAAUUUAGACAGUACUUGUUCUUCAUUAAACGAAAUAUUGGAGUAUAAUCAGCAGAAAGAGAGGCAAAGGCACUUAAGUCUAGUUGAUUCAUACAGUUCUCUGGACGGCCCAGCCAAUGGUUUCGCCCACAUCAAUCAAGGCUUCGUGUCCGAUCACGGCGAAUAUGGGGCCAGCUUCAGCCUGGAAUCGAUCCCGCAAACGCCGGCACCGUCCACCGACACUCUCGCUUCGACACCGCCAGAAGAGAGAAAAAGAGUUUUCUGGCAUAGACUGACAAUAAUUUUAAGUGGAAUGUAUGCUUUAUUUAUAAUAACAUUAGGAUUAGCUGUAUAUGUGACUGACAUAGUUGAUGGUAGUGGACCAAUAGCGGAGACGUACAGCUUAUAUUUGGUGAUAAUUGCUCUUCUUUACAUACUCUUUCUGAUCAUCGAUAUUUCCUACUACAAACGUAAAGUUAAACAAUAUCAGGACGAGAUGGAAACUAACCAAAAUAGUUACCAAGUGACACCAACUGAAAAUGGACAGUUCGAAAUCAGUAUACCAGUUCCUUCAUUUUCGGCAGCUAGAAAAACAUUGCAGCAUCACUACUGUCUUAGCAAAGACCAACAUGCUGCUAAUUUUUAUCUUAAAAUAGGAGCUGCAGUGUUUUGUUUCGGCCACCUGAUCCAUAGCUUAUUGCUUGUGGGUUACCAAAUUAUGUUUUUACAGUCAGAUCCAGAUAUUUUAGAAGAAUGUGCCACGCUGCAGACCAUGGUGCUAGACAUUGUAUAUCCAAUUUAUUCUUUCGUGUUACUUUAUUUUAUUUUUAAAUAUUCAAACAUCAUAAUAAAUCGACAUGUGGUUUUGGCAAGGUUUGGUAUAAUGCAUUGUAUAUCAUCCAGUAUCUGUUUCUGGGUCUGGACUAUAUUUAGGGAAACAAUCGAAGCACUAUCAAAGUAUACUACGGACGAUGACGAUGAUGAAGAUGAGGAUGAAACAAGAAUAUCUGAAGUCAAUUUUUUGGAAGAUCACCCGGUUGCUUAUGCCCUAACGAACUAUAAUAAACGAGGGGCACAAAUUUUAACCAGUUACAUUAACUCAACAGUUCGAAGAUUUACGCACGUAUGCGAUUUAGACGAAGGGAUGAAAAAAAUCUACAAAAAUUAUUCCCCAUAUUUGUAUCCUUUUAGCGUAGAGUAUAGCAUUCUAGUUGUUGGAGUGCUGUUUAUUAUCUGGCAAAAUGUGAAUAUUUGCAAGGGUAGCGAUGAGGAACCGGAAAAAUAUAAGUGUAAAAUGGACAGUGAAGGGAUUGAAGGCAAUAUUGUAGUACAUGCUGAUUUUCAUUCAGCAAACAAAGGCCUUUUCCUCGGUUUGGUUAUGAUGCUGCUAUCUGUUGUUGGGAUUAUUCUGUUUAUCAUUACUAUGCACUCAGAGAAUUAUCACGACAUGUCUAUUAACGUUCAUUUGUGGAACUCAAUGUUUAUGGUGGUCGCUAUGAUGGUAUCUAGUAUUUUGGCCUAUAGACAAAUUACAAAAUUAGAUAUUAAUGAUCACAUACACAGUCUGUUAGAUGAUUUACUGUUGGUUAUUUGUAUGCCUGCCUUUUUCCUCAAUGGCAUUUUUACUUUGAUUCCAGCUGUUGUUGAAGGAAACGGAAUGUCUAUAUCUUAUACAAUCUUAGAGGUAUGUCAGGUGCUGAUUCAAAGCCCACUUAUAAUGGAUGGACUGAGAAGAACAAGUAACAGUCGACAUCUCAUUAAGAAAAAACCUGGAAGAGAACUGAUUACUUUUCUAAUUGUGUGCAAUGUGGCGUCUUGGGUAUCUCAAACCUUUGAAGUGGAGUCCCAUGGACUUUUGGAUGAUAGAUACGAAUUUUAUGGAAAGGAACUUUGGACUAUAUUAGGGCACAUGUGUUUGCCACUGAUGAUGUUCUAUAGGUUUCAUUCAUCAGUUUGUCUGGUGGACAUUUGGAAGUAUGCUUACGAACAUCCACAUGAAGAAUGACUCUAAAGAAUGCAAAAAUAUGUCAAUCUCAUUAGUAUGUGAUAUUUAAAAUUAUUAUUGUUACUGGUGGUCUUUAUUAACUAUUCCUACUGUUCGUACAAAUAUUAUUGUUGUAUUAUUGUUAUAUUUAUAAUAUCAAAAUAAAGUUUUAUGUAGUA
Molecule: messenger RNA, 2262 nt
Organism: Aethina tumida (small hive beetle)
Lineage: Eukaryota; Metazoa; Arthropoda; Insecta; Coleoptera; Nitidulidae
Product: proton channel OtopLc-like
Exons: 10
Coding region: 74-2104 (676 amino acids)
Biological process (GO): proton transmembrane transport
Cellular component (GO): membrane
Molecular function (GO): proton channel activity
Source: RefSeq, a predicted model, not a curated record